Molecule: messenger RNA, 2319 nt
Organism: Letharia columbiana
Lineage: Eukaryota; Fungi; Ascomycota; Lecanoromycetes; Lecanorales; Parmeliaceae
Exons: 2
Coding region: 1-2319 (772 amino acids)
Biological process (GO): positive regulation of transcription by RNA polymerase II; DNA-templated transcription
Molecular function (GO): sequence-specific DNA binding; zinc ion binding; DNA-binding transcription factor activity, RNA polymerase II-specific
Source: RefSeq, a predicted model, not a curated record
AUGGCAACUCCAUCCUUUGUGGACGUCGGGCCUUCCAGCCAGGUCGACCGAGCACUUGACAAUGCUAACAAUGCAAAUGACGAUGCCGCGGGCUUAAAGGUGGCUCACACUCUCACUGCUUGCUGCAGGUGUCGGACGCGGAAGACUCGAUGCGAUGCAGGUCUACCUAGAUGCGGUCCUUGCGAGCGGAGCAAUGCCGUGUGCGAGUACUUCGAUACCUCAAAGGGCAAAAAUAUACCGAGAACCUAUGUCAUACACCUGCAAAAUAAAGUGCAAUCACUGGAAGCCGAACUCGCUUCACUGGGAAUAGCGGAGUAUGAGACGCCCGAUGCAGAGAGCAUGAUACGAAGUGCAGGUUAUGUUAGGUUCAAGGAAAACGACGAGUCGAGGUAUCUAGGCCCUUCGAGCGGUAUCGCCAUGACCCGCCUGGUUAUGGAGCUGGCCAAGCAGAACACACACACCAAAAGCAUCAAAGAGAUCGUUCCCGACAAUAAAGCCCGGCAGAUCAAAGACCGCUUCUCGAAAGAAGAAGAGAAGCCAACUAGCAAAGUGUAUCCCUUGAUCAGUGAUGUUGCUGCACCAGACUUGCCCAGCCGUGAUUUGACUGACGAGCUGGUGGACAAGUUCAACCAGAAAGCUCAGUACAUGCUGCCAACACUACAUGAACCGACGUUCAGGGACGUUGUUAAUGAUGUUUACUAUGGAUCUCCAGACCCAUACAUGAACUUUACUCUACGGAUGGUCAUUGCAAUCAGCAUGCAGAAGCUCGAUACAAGAUAUGCUGGCUUGGCAGACUCAUAUUACCUUGCGGCACUACCUUUCCUCGAAGGCGCUAUCAGGCCAAUGGAUCUAGGAACGCUGCAAUGCUUUAUCCUCAUGGGCCAGUAUUCUCUCGUCACGCCCACCCGUACCGCAGCGUACUGGGUGGUUGGCUUGGCAGUGAAACUUUGUCAGGAGCUUGGAAUUACGGAGGAAGCUACCAUUGCGCCUAUCAUCAAUCACCGGUCACAAUUCAGCGUGCUUGAGAUUGAUAUGCGGCGACGCAUGUUCUGGAUCAUUACGUCCAUGGAGUUUGGCUUGGCACACAGCCUUGGACGACCAAGUGCAUUCGGCACAACCUUCGAUCACAUCAACGUCCGAUGGUUUGAGGCUGUGGACGACCGCUUCAUCACCAAUUCCGGUGUCACCCCUGGUUGUCCUCUAUCCAUUAAAAAGCGUAUCGCGAUCCAUUUCUUCAAGAUGAGAUUACUGCAAGCGGAGAUCAGACGCAAACUCUACCUAAAGAAAAGACCAGAACCUCAGAGUGAUCAGGAUCCUUGGUUCCGAGAAAUGCAAGCUAAGCUUGAGGAUUGGCUGGUAUCCGGCUCAACAGAUGAUGAAGGCAGCGGACUAAGUGAGACCUGGUUCAAAGGUCGAUACAACACCAUGAUCGUGUUUCUGUAUCGUCCAUCACCGCAAGUCCCGAGACCCUCGGUGGACGCAGCACGACGAUGUUUCGAUGCAUCCGUGUUCAACAUAUAUAUGCAAAGACGCCAAAUAGCCUCAAAAUCGAUCGACCUCACUUGGGCCUUCACACAGUCUCUAUUCAUGGCACUCAACGCCAUUCUUUGGGCCCUCUCAUAUCCUGAAACACGGAAGGAGCAUCCCAAGGCCGAAGUUGAGAAGGACAUCAACGUGGCUCAAGAGGCUAUAUAUCUCGCGUCGCAGCGCUGGCCAGGAGUUGAGUCGGCACUUGAACUCUAUGAUCACCUCGUGGUGGCAUGCCUCAAUGUGUAUGAGGGUAUUGGCGAGACUUCGUACAUCGUCGAUUUAGCCUCUAACAAAACCUCGCCGGCUUCGUUCUCAGACGCCGUCACGCCUCCUCCGUUAUCCAGUCAAUACAGUCCAGGCAACUCAAAGUCAUCUCCACGUCACAAGCAAAAAGCACCUCAUUUGUCUCCCUCUGGAUAUGUGGACUAUGACAAAGGACACGGUCCACGAAUGUCACCCACACCUUCCGAGUACAGCCUAGAAUCAGGCAUAUCAGGCAGCUUUCAAAGUGUUGCCUCUCAGCAGCCAUCGCUUCAUAUGUCCAAUACGUAUCAGGCCUCUCCUUACGACCCAGACUCUCUUUACAACUCGUUCCCCUCAAUGCUAUCUCAUCAACCUUACCGCACACCGCAAUACAGCCACACCCAGAAUCUCGGAUCAAUCGGCGAACACUAUUCUCAAUAUCUCCAUGCUCCCUAUGUCCCUCACCAACCUCUUCUGACUCUGAACCAAGAGCAGCAAAUGGAGCUCAUGAGAAACCUCGAGACGGAUGGAAUUGAGAGAGGCUAA